AUGGCUUCCAUUGCUACAGCCACAAACGAUAUAAUCCAACUGAAUGCCCCUACAAACUUUCCCAUUAAACUUACUACCACGAAUUUCCCAGGGUGGAGACGUCAAGUUCACUCCACACUUGUUGGGUUUAAUCUUCUGGGUUACAUCGACGGUACCACCAAGGAACCCGCCAAAUUCACUGAUACUGCUCAAACUGUCGUUAACCCGACCCAUCUAAUUUGGUAUCGUCAAGACCAAAUCAUUGUCAGUGCACUUCUCGGUAGUUAUACUGACACCAUACAGCCCCUCAUCUCCUUAGCUACGAUAGCCCACGAUGCGUGGCAACAUCUGAUUGCUAGUUACGCCAGUGCCUCUCGAGGACGUAUCAUAUCCCUCAAGGCCAAGCUCACGAAAAAUUCGAGAGUUUCUCGGUCCAUUACGUCUUACCUCAAUGACAUGCGAGCCUUAGCUGAUGAUCUUGCGCUGGCUCAGUGUCCAGUUUCGGAUGAAGAUCUAACUGUCUACAUAUGA
This is a messenger RNA of Ipomoea nil (Japanese morning glory), 510 nucleotides long. RefSeq lists its product as uncharacterized. The transcript has a single exon. Bases 1 to 510 code for a protein of 169 amino acids. The record is from RefSeq and is a predicted model, not a curated record. NCBI's taxonomy places the organism in Eukaryota, Viridiplantae, Streptophyta, Magnoliopsida, Solanales, Convolvulaceae.